Diachasma alloeum is the source of this 3846-nucleotide messenger RNA. RefSeq lists its product as uncharacterized. Gene Ontology annotation, biological process: mitochondrial mRNA polyadenylation; mRNA 3'-end processing. Gene Ontology annotation, molecular function: zinc ion binding; nucleic acid binding; poly(A) RNA polymerase activity. The coding region runs from base 1 to 3516 and encodes 1171 amino acids. Lineage: Eukaryota; Metazoa; Arthropoda; Insecta; Hymenoptera; Braconidae. The transcript has 2 exons. The record is from RefSeq and is a predicted model, not a curated record.
AUGGCUCACACGGGUAAUUUACCGACCGGACAACUCACGAUGGAGUCAACCCCGCACUACCCAAUCUACACCAAAGGAACAGUACUACAUUCCAAAGAUCCGAACGACUACACUUGUCACAUUUGUCCAGAGAACCAAACCCCCCCACUCGAGCAUCACUUGAAGGACGAGAAACACGUCCAGAGGCUGAAGCACUACACCCAGAAUUUCAUCAACACAGGGCCUCUCAUUGACUGCAAACUAUGUUUCAAACGGAUCGACCCCAAUCAGGUAAUAGAGCACGCGUUGGCCCACAAACUGGCUCCCUGGUACGUCCCCGAGGACAGCCCUGAAAUCCUCUUCAAGAAUUUCAUUUGCCACCUAGGGGGCCAGUACUUCUGUCAUCUCUGCAACGUGAAAAUGCCAUUUUGGUCCCCAGUGGAGUGUCACUACAAAGAUAGACACCACCAGACUCUGAAGAGAGAUAAAAUCGAUGAGGUAAUCCUCCAGGGGCUAUCGUUCACUGUAUCCCAUUACCAACUGGCUAUCAAUAACUCGAUUUUCAUGAAGUCGUCCAAGUGCCUGUCUUGCAGUCUAUGUGACUGCGAAGUGGGAACUUUACUCGAGGACAUUAUCCUCCACAUCAGGGGAAAAUUUCACAUUCAAAAUCAGAAGAAGAGCCUCGAAGCCUUGAAGACAGCGAAAAUUUGUCGUUUGUUCUCUGAAUUUCACACUGAAGAUAAAACCCCUGGGACUUGUUUGAAUAAAAUCACUUCAGAGUGCAACAAUAAUUCCGUGUGUCAGGCUAAAGUCACCCCAAAGGCUUCCACAGCUCGUAAAUCUCCAUCUGACGAGAGGAAGAAGGGAACGAGAAUUCAGAGGGAAUCGAAGGAUAAAAAUAUUAGUCUGAGCAGUCCACGGUUGACUAAAAGAGCCACGAGGGAUGGGGGUUCAACACCAAGAGGAAAAUUUAACAGAGGUGUCGAGACAGCUGGAGGAGACAGACUGAUAAAAAGAAAAAAUACGAAAGCUGACACUCCAACGAGAACCAGAGGAACACCGAAGAAAGAUCGAGUGACGAAACGUGUUUCAAGUCCAUUGAUUAAUAAAUCAGCACUUCUGAUGAAGAAUUCAGCGAGCGAUCGAGAAGUGCCUGCGGAUUUUACGAGGAUCAUGGGAAAUAAUCACUUCUGCAGAAUUUGUGGAUGCCAAGUGGAUGGAUAUUCCAAUAUUCUUCAGCAUUUGAAUGGAAAGAGGCACUUGGAGAAUUUAGGGAAGGGUAAUGGUUCGAGGAAUUCAGAAGUUAAAGUAGAUAAAGCAUCAGAAUUUCAUGAUAAUUCGCCUGCAGCAAUUGUGAAAGUCCCUAAGGAUGCCUUGAGAGAUGAGAACGUUGACAUUCCUUCAAAGGGUUCUGAUUCUUACGCUGCCAAAGCCAAACUACCAGCCAAGAAGAAAUCGAAAAGAAAGAGGAUGCCGAAAUCGCAACUAUCUCCACAGAAGAAUCUCCCAUGUCUCGUCUGUGGCGAACGAUUCGAAUACGCGAAGGGGCUCCACCGUCACAUGACUAGACACUUCUGGAGACGAUUCCUCGAGGCUCCCCCUGUCGAUGCUGAAGCAAAAUCUCCGGGAGGUGCUGCAACUGACGAAAUAAAUGGAGAUUCGACCGGAAUUCCAGAGGGAGGAUCAACCGAAUCAUCUGAGGACGAGGGGGAUCUCGAGUUCGAGGAGGAAAGAUCGAGGGAUUCACCAGGGAGAAGAUUCCACUUCUCUCGCAAUUCUAUAACCCACCCCCUGGACAUUGCCCUGGACGACAAACUGAACAUCUACGCAGGUGAUAAACAGAAGAUUGAAGACAUCAAGCUCGGAGUUCUCCUGUCCUUCAGCAUCGACAAGGACAAUAUCUACUGCCUCGUGUGUCGAAAGAGCGUUGAAAAUUCAUUGCAAAACUUUUACGAGCAUUUGUGCUCAGUCAAUCAUUUGGAUUACUUCCAAGAGAUGAUUGAGGAUCACAAGAAGUUCAAGGAUUACCCAGAUCAGUUGAGUGAUUUAGCUCUCGCCCACGAAUACAUGGAGGAGGUCUCAGAAGAUGUUGUCCAGUGUCACGCUUGUGGAAUUCCCGUGAAGAAUGACUCCAUCAAACUGAAGGAUCACGUCGAUGAUGCAUCCCACGUGGAAAAAUGUCCAUCACUGGGAGCAAACGCCAGAGACUGGUUCACCGCCCUCUGCUCAAGAAUGGAGGCCAAUUUCUACAGCGCCCUGACGUACUGGUGCGUCCCCUGCGAGACGUAUUGGACCCACGAGAUUGAAUUCCGAAAGCACUUGAAUGAGAGAAGUCACAAGGAAGAAAUGCAAGCUUUCAAGGGAGAAACCAUGAUCUUCGACUUCUGCGCACUCUGCGGGGCCCUCUGGUACGGAUUCUUGAAGACAUUUCACUACCACUCGACCUGCAAAAUGCACAGGAAUCAGGCGUUCAGUAGUCACUACCUGGUGAACAAAAUCCCACAUGCGGCGGAGAGGCUUCUGCAUGCACCCGAGAAGAAGAUCGAGGAGAUUCUAACGAACGUCGAGACUCGUAGGAUCGAUAGCAGGACGAAGGAGGAUCAACUGAUCAGGGAUUUGGAGAGGAUAUCUAAGGAAACUUAUCCCAGAGUGAAGGCUUACCCCUUCGGCUCCAGGGUCUCGGGACUGGGGGGACGGAACAGUGAUCUCGAUAUCUUCCUCGAUUGCAGCACCUGCGAGCAUCAAGUGUACUCUGGAGAGAACUCCAGUUUCAAUCAGAUAUCAGUUCGUAUUGGGAACAUUGAACAAUGUCUUGAGAAUGAUGUUCAGAAUUGGCACAUUGAUCGUGUGAUACGAGACUGCAGAAUUCCCAUUAUAAAGGCGACUCACAGACCCACUGGAAUCGAGUGCGACAUCUCCUUCUCCAAUGGCUUGACUGUGGAGAAUACGAAGUUGAUCAGUGCUUACUGUGAGAAUUAUCAUCACUGUCGUAAGCUGAUUGUCUUCGUGAAGAAUUGGAUGGGACACUGUACACUCACUGGACAUCAUGGAAUCAACAGUUAUGGGAUCGCCUGGCUGGUGAUCUAUUUCCUUCAGGUGAAGAUGAUACUGCCGACGGUCUCUGAGUUGAUGAAGAGGGGGAAACAGUCGAGGAUGAUUGCGGGCUGGGAGACUAGGGUCACCACUGAUUUCCAGCCUCGGGAUAAUGCCGAGGGAUUCAGGGAACUUCUCGUGCAGUUCUUCAAAUUUUAUGAAGCUUUCGAUUAUCGGAAUUACGUAAUUUGCCCGUUGGUGGGGAGAGCUGUUGCCAAGAGAGAUUUUCAGAGGCCAGAGGUAUUACCGCGCGACAUGAAGACUUAUCUUAAUUAUCUCGGUGGGGGGGAUGAUCCUGAAGCUUUCAGAGUUGACUCUGUUAUGUGCCUGCAGGAUCCUCUCGACCUCGCCCACAAUAUUUCUAAAGCUGUUCGGAAGUGCGUGGUUCAUAGGUUCAAGACUCUCUGCUCUCUCAGUGUACAAAUUCUUGAUAAUGAUGCAUAAACUUGAGGUGGGAAGAAUGGAGAGGAGAAAAGUCUAUUUUAUUUCGAUGUUUAGUUUCAUUUCAUUUUUCGGAUUGAAGAGAUCAGAUUGAUCAUAUUUUUUAAGGCAAAGUGCAGUCGACGGCGGGUGGUUAGCAUUAGUUGCCAUGUUCUUAUAAUCAUUAUAGAGAUCUGUGGAUGGAAUUUUAAUUAUUGAGAUUAAUGCGAAUGUGAAUCUAAACUUCAAUAUUUUUGUUGGUGUGCUCUUUUGUGUCUUUAUGAUCACGUGAAGCUACGAUGAGUUUUUUUGCGCUAACAAGUUUACUACGAUUAAUAAAGUAUUGAAUAUUUA